Molecule: messenger RNA, 522 nt
Organism: Macrosiphum euphorbiae (potato aphid)
Lineage: Eukaryota; Metazoa; Arthropoda; Insecta; Hemiptera; Aphididae
Source: the annotation of a GenBank genome assembly
AUGCCACUUACUGCAGAAUCAAACAUCAUAAAUAAUAAUACAGCAUUGAAAGAAGGGGUAGAUUUAAAUUAUCAAAAUAAUGAUGAUCCUCAUUGCUCAAGCUCAAUAAGUAUAACAAAUAACUGUAACAAUGAUCAUGAAAAUAACUCUGCUGAUGAUUAUGCUCAACAAAUUCAAAAUUUAUUCACAAAAAAUUUAGCAAAAUAUAAUGAUACAGUUUCAACUCCAGUACUCAACAAAUGUUUGGAUAGAUUACAAAAAGUUAAAUCUGUUGCAAUGUGGGAAUCAUUUUUAAGUACUGCUGGAAGUAAAAUACCUCUGCGACAUCGAUCUCGUGCAACAAUUCAUGUUCAGCCAACAACUUUGGCACGAAGGAGAUCUGGAGUUACAAGAGGUAGUAAAAGACUGCCUGUAGGACGCCCAAAAAAUAACGAUCCUCCCAAAAAAAAAAGAAGAAGAAAUUUAGCAGAAAAUGUAGAGAAAAAUAUUCCAAAUGCUAAAUCACAUGGAAUAGGUUAUUAA